UGGUCCAUAAAUACCCGCCCAUACUGGCACACAAUACACACACUUAAAACACAAAGCAGUCUCUUUUCUCCGUCCAAACCUACUGCUGUCCUCCAGAAGCUGAAGCGAAGCGCGUGCAUGUCAAGCCAAAGAGGAAUUUAAUGCAUUCCCGCAUUCGUUGUAUUGUCGCGCACACUACGCAUUGAUGGAUCAGUUACAUUACAUAGACGUCGUCGGGCGGUUUUGAGAGGCAUCGGCCGAGGUGUUCGAGAUGCACCGUGGCUAUUGCGAAGCGCUGAUCUAUAGUGGUACUGUCCGGGUUUUAUCAUGGUUUGCAGAUGGUCAGCUCGGAAAAUGCGGUGGCUGGGAUGUUAUCGACUGGGGCCCUUGUGGAAAGCACUCCUGGUAUUUGUUGCCAUUGCAUUUGCAGGGCAGCUCCUGGGAGUCAUCUUCAAUAAGAGCUGGAUGCAGCCAGAGAGGCCUCAUUCCUUCUUUGCUCUUCCCUCUGAGAAUUCCCAAGGGCUCUCUCUGGGAUCUUGUCAGCCCCACACCCACAUCAUGUUCCUAAAGACUCACAAGACAGCCAGCAGCACCAUUCUCAAUCUGCUCUAUCGCUUUGGAGAGGAACGGGGCCUUAAAUUUGCCCUUCCUGUGGGGUACCAAUUCGGCUACCCACUUCCCUUUAUCGCCCUGAGGGUGAAGGGGUACAGAGGUCCUCACGUAAUGGAAUUUGACAUCAUGGGAAACCAUAUGCGGUUCAACAAACCAGAGGUUGAGAAGGUCAUGCCAGCGGACACCUUCUAUUUCUCUAUCCUUCGAGAUCCUGUGGCGUUAGCUGAAUCCUCCUACGCCUACUACAAAAAUGUUGCCCCUGCUUUCAGGCAUGCCAAGGGGCUGGGUGAUUUUGCAGACAACCCCCGUAAGUACUAUGAUCCCAGACUCCGAAACAACCAUUAUGCCCGCAACUUGCUGUGGUUUGACUUUGGUUUGGAUCAUAACGCCAACUACAGCUCAACACUGGUCAAGCAUGGUGUGGCAGCAGUACGUCGGAACUUCAAGCUCAUCCUUCUGUCUGAGUAUUUUGACCAGUCUAUGGUGCUGCUCCGCCAUGCUCUCUGCUGGCCACUAGAUGCUGUGGUUUCUUUUAGCCUAAACGCCAGACAGCAAGUGCCCAGUGGAAGGUCAGGGUGGGUGGGUAAGGCUGCACCUCCAGCCCCUUUGGCCUUAACAGACAAGCAAAGACUGAAAUUACGGGAGUGGAACUCCUUAGAUUGGCACCUCUACCAAGCAUUCAAUCUCACGUUCUGGCAGGAAGUAGAGCGCUUUGGGCGAAGUCGAAUGGAGGCAGAGGUAGCCAUGCUCAGGUUGAGACGAGAGGUUCUCGCUCGCGUCUGCUUACGUGAUGGCGGCCGACCUAUAGAGGCCAGUCGCAUCCGGGACAAGACCAUCCGUCCCUUCCAGAGUGGACUAGUGAAGAUCUUAGGUUACGAACUGCAGCCUGGACUGGACAAUGCAACAUGGGGAGCUUGCCUGCGUAUGAUCAGGCCUGAGAUUCAGUACAAAGACUUACUAGAUCUUUGGCAGUUUCCUCGAGCCCAGAAACCCCCAGGAGCAGACACUAUUCCUGGAGGACUCCCAGUAAGAAGGGAGCCCUCAGUAUUUAGGACUGAAGACCAAGAAGGGAAGAGGUUGGUUGAGAAAGACUGGGAUGGGACAGUGCUGCUUCGGAAUCAAUCAUUAAAGCAGGUUGAAUCAAGAGUAAGGUUUUGAUAGUGAGCUCGUAGCACCUUUUUGCCUCAAGGUCAGGAGGAGUUCUGACCCAUAUUUGGCUAUACAGGGCCACUGUGCUGCACUACUAGAGGUGAAGGGAUAUCCAAGACUUACAACACACUGCUUUGCCAUUGGCUCUUCCACAUUUUGCCCUUCUCCACUCUAUUUUAUACAAUACGAAGUUUUAUGGUGAAGAAAAGGUAUAUCAGUACAACAAGGUGACUGAAGUGAUUAUGGUGCAGACAUACAUAAGUUGAUAUUGGGUGAAAGUAAGAAAAUGUGACAUUCUGCUGCUACUCUGUCCAUGGUGAACCAUGACCAUGAUGUAUGGUACAAAAACAACUAAGUGGUUCUAUGAAUUGUAUCAAAAAUCCUGUUAAAACCCCACUUUCUCUCUUGCACACAGUACCCUUUGUACUUAAACACACACAUUGGUGUCCGCUUUGGAAUCUAAGGAAAUAACUGUUUGAUCAAAGGAAUAACAUACAAGUAUGUUCAUUUACUGCAUGAAAAAUGUCACACAAGUAGAUCCUUCACUGUCUGGCACACAACACUAAGGAGGAUUCAAACAGUGGUACUGUUCAUAUUGGCCAUGAUUUUAUUUAAUAUUAAUUUAUAUGCGUAAAUGUUUAACAGGAAUUAAUAGUGUGUAGAUUACACUAGGAAGAGGAAUACACUACACUUGGCUUUUUCUGCUGCACAUUCAGUUUCGGAAACUGGGAACUGGUAGAAGUCAUGAGAGCAGGCCUGCCAUAGUCAGGUAGUCUGUGACGCUAUAAGACAAGCUAGAACGACUCUUCACAUGGGUCCGUGAGAAAGACAUCUCCAGUUUUUAACACUGUGAAACAAUGUAUACCAUUCAUGAAAGACAAAAUGGGCUGUAGAUUUGAAUCUACCAACCUCACUGAUUGGGCAAUACACUUCCUAUUAUAUUAUAUUCGCUGGAGAGUUUCAAUGUUUAAAAAAAAUAAACAUUUCACAAUUUGCUGAUUCAUAUAGUGUUGGAGCACAUUAAGGUAAAGAUAUUUGGAGUGCUGUCCAUAGCGGAGGGGCUCGAGCACAGGACUGGGCUUGAGCUUUUGAAAUUAUUUUAAUUAUUAAAAUAAUUGGUAUAGCCAUUAUAAAAUAUAAAGGAGGAGAUGGAGAGGUGGAGGGAUGCCAGAAGAAUUUUUGUCGAUGAGAGGGAAGGCCUAAAUGAACAAGCUCUUCACGAACUUACGUUUAGAGCUUCAUUUAGACAAAAUUUAAAUAGAUGGCGAAUGUUCACUGGCAUGGUGAAUGCUGUCAUGUCAGUGGCCUGCUGUAUACACUUUAAUGUGUCAAACAGAAAACUCAACCUUAAAUUCCAAAAGAUUUAAAUGAUUAUUUUGCCUUACAAUUAGUACCUUGCUGUGUUUAUUAUGCUUUCGUAUUAAUUUGUCUGUAUACCUUUGGCAUUUAUACUCUCAAACUAAAAUGUUUUUCUUAUUGUGAGAGCUGAGAAAAAGCUGUACAGAAAUGUGACUGGAAUGCACUGUGCAAAUAGCCCCUUGUAUGAGCUUUUUGUGUGCAAAUUUCAAUGCACAGAGCAAGACGACAUCUUACAUUGCUUAAUUUAUUUGCUUUGGUCUAAUUUAAACAUUACUGAGAUUAAAAAAUCAAAUAAUAAAAGAACACGGUAGGUAUGCUCAUUGUUAUGCGCUUAUUCGUGCGCAUCCUUUAUUGUGUAGUUCAGAUUUAUAUGCAUGGUGAUGUAUAGCAAACAUUCAUUUGUGUAGUUGACAGACAACUUAAUAUUUUGACAUGCAUAGUAAUAUCCCAUGAUUAUAUUAUUGCCAGUUGAUUAACCUGGAAA
This is a messenger RNA of Myxocyprinus asiaticus (Chinese sucker), 3583 nucleotides long. Its product is annotated as galactose-3-O-sulfotransferase 2-like. The record is from RefSeq and is a predicted model, not a curated record. Bases 307 to 1749 code for a protein of 480 amino acids. Gene Ontology annotation, biological process: glycolipid biosynthetic process. The transcript has 4 exons. NCBI's taxonomy places the organism in Eukaryota, Metazoa, Chordata, Actinopteri, Cypriniformes, Catostomidae. Gene Ontology annotation, molecular function: galactosylceramide sulfotransferase activity. Gene Ontology annotation, cellular component: membrane.